Messenger RNA from Caenorhabditis remanei, 1377 nucleotides. RefSeq lists its product as uncharacterized. The transcript has 5 exons. Gene Ontology annotation, molecular function: phosphatidylinositol binding. Lineage: Eukaryota; Metazoa; Nematoda; Chromadorea; Rhabditida; Rhabditidae. Gene Ontology annotation, cellular component: endosome membrane; endosome. Gene Ontology annotation, biological process: early endosome to Golgi transport. The record is from RefSeq and is a predicted model, not a curated record. The coding region runs from base 1 to 1377 and encodes 458 amino acids.
AUGUUGUCGGAGGAGGAAGUUCACUCGAAUUCGUACGCAGGCCGAACCGGAGCCGUGAUGGAUCAAUCCGACUUGUUCAGUGAUGAUUGUGAUGAAAUCAACUUGGGAAAUGAGGACACUCCGCCGUCGAAACUCCGUCUUCAUACAUCUACUGACACGGAGCACAGUUCUCCCGCGGUUAUCAAUAGUAUUGAGGAUCAUGAUCAAUACAUCGACAACCACAUCAACGACCACUAUGCGCAAAUCUCGCCGCUUCCCCAGCCCACUCACUUCAAAGUCAUCAUUCGUGAAUUUGAGAAACGUGGCGAUGGAAUGAACGCAUACAUUGUUUAUAAAUUGGAGACAGAGGUGAGCGGAGUGGUUGGAUACUCGAAGCAACAGUAUGAGACGUGGCGUCGAUUCUCGGAUUUUCUCGGACUUCAUGGGAAGAUUGUGGAGAAGUACCUGGCGAAGGGUAUCGUGAUUCCACAACCACCGGAGAAGAGUAUCUCGGCGCUGACAAAAACUAAGGCCAACUCUGACCCCGCUAUGAGUCGCGAAGUCGGAAUCCAACGUGCCCGCCAACUCGAGCGAUACAUCAGUCGACUCAUUCAGCACCCGAGAAUGAGAAACGACUGCGACGUCCGUGACUUCCUCACAAUUGAGUCGGAUCUUCCGAAAGCUGUCCAAACGGCCGCGUUGUCUAGCUUCGGAGUGAAGAAGAUCUUCAAAAACUUCCAAGUUGUGUUCUCGAAGAUGGCUUUCCACAUGGAAGAGGGCGAUCGUUGGUUCGAACAAGUGCAGUCGCAGAUUGAUGAGCUUGAUGAGGCUCUUCGCAAGUUGUACGCUGUCACCGAGACGUUGGUUGCUUCUAGAAGAGAUAUGGCCACUAGUGGAGAGCAAAUGGGAAAGGCUCUGUCCAUGCUUGCCGCCUGCGAGGAGUCAACAUCUCUCUCCCGUGCUCUCUCCGCUUUGACCGACGUCACCGAGAACGUCUCCAGCGCCUGGGGUAAACAGGCUGAAAUCGACAAUGCGAAGUUCUCCGAGUCGAUCUACGAGUAUAUCAUGCUCAUCUCUGCGUUGAAGGACGUCUUCGGAGAACGUGUUCGUGCUUGGCAACAAUGGCAAGACGCCCAGCAGACACUCGCUAGAAAGAGAGAUCAGAAGACCAAGAUUGACUUGGCCGCUGGUGGAAGAAACGAGAAAUCGGAUCAAUUGAAGGCGGAGAUUGAGGAGACCGUCCUGAAGAUGGAUCAACUUGAGCAACACUUUGGAGAGCUCAGCAAAGCUAUCCGUGAUGAGGUUGCCAGAUUUGAUUCCGACCGGAAACAUGAUAUGAAGAAGAUGUUGAUUGAAUACAUGGAGAGUAUGAUUCAUACUCAUACGGAGGUACGGUAG